UACGCCAUCGUAUCUAUUACUGAAUAGCGUCUACAACGAAAGGGGCGACAAGUGCUACGGUCGAACUAUUUACUUGAAUCUGUGUGCGAGUCGAUCCAGUGUGUGGGUCAAAGCGAAGGGGCAAAAAAGAAGUCACCCGAGGAAUCGCUGCCACCACAUGACUCACGAGCAGUCAUCUUUGUAUCAGUUCUUGCAAAUGGAGCACAGUCACAAGAAUACCGACUGUUAUUUUUUCUAUUAUUCUACGUGCAAAAAGGGUGAUAAUUGUCCAUUCAGACAUGAACCGUCUGCCUUGGGUUGCGAAACAAUGUGCAUAUAUUGGCAGCAGGGUAAAUGUCUCGAUGAACAUUGUAACUUUAGACAUAUGGAAUUAAAGAAAAAUCGUAAAUCAAUUCCAUGUUAUUGGGAAACACAACCUGGAGGUUGUAGAAAACCACAUUGUUCGUUUAUGCAUAAGAGUGCUCGUGCAAUUAGUAGCGAUCCUAUCAAUCCAGUGAAAAAUUCUGAUUUAACAUCAAAGUCGCUAAAUCAAGAAUGGUUAAAUCGUCAAGAUGAUACGAAAUAUGAUGGUAAUAGUACAGAGUCAGAUCAAGGUAGAGGAAGUAGCGAAGCGGGCAGUUUUAUCGGCAGUCCAGCUGUUGAUCCUCUUAUCGUCAAAUUUGAAGAAGAGUCAGACAAUGAAAGCGUACCGUCGCCUGUCAAGCCGCAGCCGAGGGUGCCAUACUGUAAGACCUACGAAGAGAUCAGAUUGGAGGAGAUCCAGGCUGAGAGCGCAGCGUAUUACUCGUACCAGGCGGAAGACUAUCAGAUCGACGCGGGAGGUGACAAGAUCAAGAUUCGUCGCGCGAAAAAGAUCUGUCCUUAUCCUCAGCUAGGUAAAGAGAAGAACGGCGAGAAAGGGUUGGACUUCGAGGUGCUCAGCUUGGAAGAGAUUCGGCGCAGGAAGAGGCGCAAAGCUGUUCAGGAGAAAGAGCCCAAGUCCAUGGUCGACGCAGCAUCCGAUAGCAAAGGGGAAUCGACGGCGGACUUGCUGAAGGACGCCAUGAAGACGCUGACCGAGCUCAGGAGGAUGACCGACGUCAGGGGUGUUAAGAGGUCUCUGGAGGACUGCCACGAGGACACGAAGAGAUGUAAAAUUAAGUGCAACGAUACCGGAACCUCUGGAACUUCCAACGUGCCACCUGUUAAGCUCAGGAGGAGCCUAACGGAAUCCUCGCCUAUGAGACUAGGCUCCGUCGAUGUCGAAGUCAGGGAAUGGCGAGACGUGGACGAAUUUGGCACUACGAGUCACAAGAUGAUGGCAGAAGAAGAAACGAGCGAUAGGGGUUCGGGGAAUCCAAUAUUGGACAGGCUGAACAGCUCCGAGUCGACGGAGAGCUCCAACUUGGCCAGGAGGAACGAAGUGGAGAUCAGACUGUGCGACAGUAGCACCGACGAGGAUCAGAACCUGUUGGAGAAAAACGAGGAGAAGCAAUUGGCGGUUAAACGCAACACGGAGGAAUCCAAGGAGACGAUCGCUUCCUGCGACAGCCUGUUGAACGUAAACGAGGACGACUACCUGACGCUGGACAUGGCGUCCGACGACAUCCUCAAGGACAUCGACGCUUUACUAAAAGAGAAAAACUCGGUUUGAAAGAGGAAACCGCCGAGGACCAAGGGACGCAUACUUACUGUAAAAUCGAUAGGAAGAGCGUUUAUUCGCUUCGGUUUAAUCGUUUCUCUUGCUAUCUUCUACGUUUCGAUGUUCGACCUCCGUUUCACGCUGUCGAGGGACAGUUCGCAGGAUUUCGCGUUGAGGAUUCUUUUCUCGGAACGAGACGAAUGGUGGAGAAGUCGAUGGCCUUUGGUCGAAGGAAGAGUUUUAGGUAGAGGGAACAACCGCGUUGUUUCCCUUCGGAAUAUCGAAUUCUCCAAGGACGAAUGCAUUUCUUCUUUUCUUGUUUUUCUGAUUUUUCCCAAGAUCAGUCUCGAGCUUUGCAUAUCAAACGUGAAAUUCCUUGCACAGUCGCGCAUAUUCUAUGCAUAAUACGUACAGGAGGUCCUGGUUAUUUUAAUCAUUCAAUCAACCCAGUGGAAAAUCGCAUUGUCCACAAACUUUCCUCUAGAAAACAGAGUAAUCAUUAGACAGUGGAUCUUUAUGCAUUUGUAGGAAAUUUAAAUGUGCAUGAAAUUACAGGAUGCACACAAUAUGCAAAAGUAUACGUAGAAUAAAUUCCUAUUUAGGUUGAAUUUUUGUAGGUACAUUUGUAAAUAUUUUAUUUUGCAUAAUAGAUCCGCAGUCUAGUAAUCGUCAUUUCAAAUAUUUGCAUGAUCGUUCGGGAAGUAAUCGCGUGGAAACAUCAAAUUGAGACAUUCUGUAUAUGAUACAUAUACGUACGUAUAUAAUAUAUAUAAAGGUACUUUAUCUUGGAAUAUCUGCAACUGCUAACGAAUUCAAAUGUCGGUACUGUUGCAGACGGUGAUAGUUCUUCACGGUCCAAUUUUCUUUCUUGUGAUUUGUUAAAUAGAAUUCUUCCGAUAGAAGUUUGACUUUAUUUUUACGCGAACUGCGACGUAUUUUAAUUUGAUAAAUAAAACAAAAGUAUUCGACGAGAUAUCGAACGGGCCAUUUUAUAAAUAAAGAAAAUUCAGUAGAAAAUAACGAUCGAAUGAGAAUUUGGGCCGUCAAGGGAAAACUACACCGCGAACACUUUCUGUUAUGUUUUUGUCGCUUCGUUAAUAUUCCCUCUCGUUUUAAUACCUAUACGGUCUUCUCUUCAAUUAGAAGGUGGCGAGUGGUCACGAGUAGCGUCACGCUACGCGCUCGUUUAGCGUAAGUUUAGAAGUGUUAGUAUGUAAUUUAAUUUAUUUUAGUCACUGUUUUUAUAUUUGCGAUCUUUAACAAUAAUCGUGACGAAUUCGUGCGUGUACCUCUUUAAAUUCGAAUACUCGGCACAUGGUGUGAAAUAACGGACGUAUUUCGACGCACCGCAAUUUUCUCAAAUAAGCUGCGUUGUUCGUUGCACAUUACUCGUAGGCAGGUAAAUAAAUUUCAGGUUGAACAUGGUUGCUGCGUUGGAACAAUCGUUCGAUUUGCACUUCACCGCAAAUAAGAGCUAGAGAAGAUCGGGAAGAUCGUGACUGGAUCCACAGAGAUCCAGCCAGAUGAGCUUCAGGAGCUGUUAAACGAAUUUUUGUAUCGUUCGACGUAAUGGACAUUUGUUCUUAUUCUAGCAUCACCGACCUUCCUUUCCAAACGAAAGCGAGGCGCAAAUUCAAGUACCUUCUGAAGAAACUGUAUAGAGAAAAUUAUUAAGUCGGAACAAAUAUACGAUUGUUACAUUUGCAAACUA
Messenger RNA from Hylaeus volcanicus, 3332 nucleotides. Its product is annotated as zinc finger CCCH domain-containing protein 11A-like. Gene Ontology annotation, molecular function: metal ion binding. The transcript is spliced from 6 exons. The record is from RefSeq and is a predicted model, not a curated record. Lineage: Eukaryota; Metazoa; Arthropoda; Insecta; Hymenoptera; Colletidae. The coding region runs from base 158 to 1633 and encodes 491 amino acids.